This is a messenger RNA of Xenopus laevis (African clawed frog), 1930 nucleotides long. RefSeq names its product zinc metalloproteinase-disintegrin-like bothrojarin-1. NCBI's taxonomy places the organism in Eukaryota, Metazoa, Chordata, Amphibia, Anura, Pipidae. The transcript is spliced from 5 exons. The record is from RefSeq and is a predicted model, not a curated record. Bases 408 to 1109 code for a protein of 233 amino acids.
CAAAGAUAAAGUUGUACUAAACUUCAUUUUCGUACGAUUUUUGGACCCUCUGUGGGUUUAAGAAUUAUCGUCCCGAAAUUGUUUGUACCAUGGCGAUCGAAGUCUUUCAGACAGGUCAGAACAUUUCUGUCGACUACUAUUACUCAGACAUAACUUUCGUAUAAAUGUUGUCUGUCAAUUAAUGGCCAGAACAUCAUCCGAUUUGUCGUUUUUACUACUUCAUUUAAUCUGAAUGGUCAGUUGUAGAUUGUUACAUUGAAACCAAAGAUCUUCCGUCGUACAGAGAAUAAAAACUGCACGUCUAUGGGCAGCUUUAGUCCUUUAUCAUAUGGAAAAGGUUGAACUUAAUGGAUUCUUUUUGGCCUAAUUUACUAUAUUUCUUAUAAUUAAUUUUUAAUAUCGGAAACAUGCAGGAGUUACCACUGGAUAGUACGCCUUCAAGUUUAGGAGAACUUCCAGAUAAAACUCGGAUGCUGACAUCCCCCGUGUGUGGGAAUAAAUUGACUGAGAAUGGAGAGGACUGUGACUGCGGUACAGUGCAGGAAUGCAAGGAUCAGUGUUGUGACGCCGCCACCUGCAAACUCAAGGCAGGAGCUCAGUGUGCAGAGGGAGAAUGCUGCAGCGACUGUAAGAUCAAGGAAGCCGGAGAAGUGUGCAGAGAAAGUCAAGAUGAUGACUGUGAUUUUGAGGAUUUAUGUGAUGGAAAAUCCCCAUGGUGCCCAUCCGAUCGUUUCCAAGAGAACGGCGCCCCUUGCAUGAAAGGAGAGGGGUACUGUUAUAAUGGAAGUUGUCCAACCAUGCAGCGCCAAUGCACUUCACUCUGGGGGGACAAUACAUUGGUCGGCGAAGAUCUCUGCUUUAAUAUAAACACGAAAGGUACUGUUUAUGGAUACUGUAAAAAAGUUGGACGCACCUACAAACCCUGUGAACCUGAGAAUGUGAUGUGCGGAGUGCUGUAUUGCAACAGUGAUAACAAAUAUCCGACAGUUCCUGGUCCUGUUGCUGUGAAGGGUGAAUGCAAAGCCCUUCUAGUUCCUGGAGGAAUGGUGCAGAAUGGAAUAAAAUGUGGAGAUGGGAAGGCAAGUGUCCAUAAAUGCCGUUAUAGAUAGUCGAUAAUGAUCAUUUGGAAUUAGGCUGUUAUGUUAAUUAGAUCUGUAGAUUCUGUAAGUAUUUGGAAACUAAGAAAUGUAUGUUGUCCCUGGUUGCCUCGGGGAACUAGUGAUUGUAAGCUCCCUGGCAAUAAUGUCAUCCCUCUAAACGUUGCUACAAAUGCUAUCAUCCCUGGAGAACAAUUAAUAUCUAGACGCAGGGACGUGACAUGACCCCAAAGUGUCAAUCUAAUAAGCUAUUUAGGUCCCUCAGCACAGGUUACACCAGUGUUAUUUGAUUCUUCCAUUCAGUCUGGUGAUGGUAUCGUACACACAAUAUCCAAAGAAUAGAAAAGAACCCCCACUGGAACAGACUAAACUCAGGCAGUCACAAAAUAUUAUUAACACACUUAUUUGUAGUAGGUUAAAAAAUUAAAAUUAAACACCACUGGUCAGUGCAUGAGGCUGAAUAUGCCACUUAUUAUUGUUGUAAAGUGCUGUGCAAUAAAUUAUAAAGUGCAGUGCAAAGGAUUAUAAGUGAGGAGCAUGGGAGGCCAAAUUUAUUGUUUCCCACAACAAAUUCGGCGAUUAAUAAAGUGAUACCAAAAUUAAUAACCAGUUUCUAAAUUACUAGUAAUACUAAGGAAUAAAUUGAUAGUUAUAAUUGAUUGACUAAAAUGGAAAUAUAUAAUACAAUAGAUUAUAAAGUGCUACAGUGCUAAAUGGAUUAGGUAAUCCUUACUAAGAUUCGAUUAGUUAAUUAACUAGGCUGCCAUUAGAUAGAAUAAAAAUAAAUCAAUGUUCAAAUUCAUGAGAAAAGGAGGAAAAUGAAAAAGGAGAUG